AUGGAUGACUCACGGCUUGUUCUUCCCUCUCCUCCGCCCUCUACCUAUUUCAAACCUCCAAUUAAGAUCCUUCCCAGUGAUGUUUUCUAUGCCCUCGGUGAACAGUACUAUACUCUGUUCAUGAUCUUAAGAGGCACAAGCCCCUCCCCACCUGAGCCCGUGGACGCUAACACCCUUAUCUUAAUCGUUAAAGAGCUCAAUGCAACCAACUCCAUCGGGUCGGACGGAAUAGCAUUUAAGUUUCUCCGGGAUGCGCUCUAUGUCAUAGUCCCUCUCCUCACCUGUAUCAUCAACACGUCCCUGGUGACUGGCGUGUUCCCCGAGUCAUGGAAACAUGCACUGGUUGUCACCCUGUAUAAAAAUGGUGAUCCUGAUGUUUAA
Messenger RNA from Scylla paramamosain (green mud crab), 381 nucleotides. RefSeq lists its product as uncharacterized. The coding region runs from base 1 to 381 and encodes 126 amino acids. The record is from RefSeq and is a predicted model, not a curated record. The transcript is spliced from 2 exons. Lineage: Eukaryota; Metazoa; Arthropoda; Malacostraca; Decapoda; Portunidae.